UUUUAUGCGUUUACAUAGGAAAUGAGUUGGCUUUGGUAUCUAUAGAACCAUCCAGGUCUUCAGUUACAAUUGCUGGGGGGCCUACAAUGUCAAAUGGUCAUUCAACUGGAUAUAGCUCUAAUUUAUAUCAGGGAAAUGCUGUAAGUUCGUCAUUCUCAGAUAUUGAUGAUGGAUAUGAUGUUUACAAGUCAACAAAAGGAGAAAGGGGAGGUUUGGCAGGAUUGCAGAAUCUGGGAAAUACUUGCUUUAUGAACAGUGCCCUGCAAUGUUUAGUUCACACGCCUCCUCUUGUUGAGUAUUUCUUGCAAGAUUACAAAGAUGAGAUCAAUACUGAAAAUCCUUUGGGAAUGCAUGGUGAGCUUGCAAUCGCCUUUGGUGAGCUGUUGAGGAAAUUAUGGUCCUUAGGGCGAACUACAAUUGCACCACGUGUUUGCAAGGGAAAAUUAGCUCGAUUCGCUCCCCAGUUCAGUGGCUAUAACCAGCAUGAUUCUCAAGUUAGUAUUGUAUAUUGAAUAAUAAUCGCAAAGCUUUCAAUACUGAAUACUUCAAUGU
Messenger RNA from Humulus lupulus (European hop), 552 nucleotides. Its product is annotated as putative ubiquitin carboxyl-terminal hydrolase 11. The coding region runs from base 87 to 512 and encodes 141 amino acids. The transcript has 2 exons. Gene Ontology annotation, biological process: protein deubiquitination. Gene Ontology annotation, molecular function: cysteine-type deubiquitinase activity. NCBI's taxonomy places the organism in Eukaryota, Viridiplantae, Streptophyta, Magnoliopsida, Rosales, Cannabaceae. The record is from RefSeq and is a predicted model, not a curated record.